Messenger RNA from Hypanus sabinus (Atlantic stingray), 952 nucleotides. It is a transcript of the gene clic2, whose product is annotated as chloride intracellular channel 2. The record is from RefSeq and is a predicted model, not a curated record. NCBI's taxonomy places the organism in Eukaryota, Metazoa, Chordata, Chondrichthyes, Myliobatiformes, Dasyatidae. The transcript is spliced from 6 exons. The coding region runs from base 193 to 933 and encodes 246 amino acids.
GAGAGGCAGGAUGUUACACCCCAGCGUAUUGCUAUUUCUCUGUGAUCUGUACCUCAAGGAGAGCUCAAGGGUAACUGGCGAUAUCCAGAAAGUCUGCUUUUACUUGUUCGGAACUUCUAAUUUCUUUUGAAAUUCAUGAAAACUUAACUUACAUUUGCACAGCUUGUUUGAUAAUUUAUCUUCGUUCUGACAAUGGCCAAACAAGGAACUGGCAAGAAAGCCCCAAACAUUGAACUCUUCAUUAAGGCUAGUUUUGAUGGAGAGAACAUUGGAAACUGUCCAUUUUGCCAACGCUUAUUCAUGGUUUUGUGGCUGAAAGGGGUUAAAUUCAAUGUAACAACAGUGGAUAUGAAAAAGAGACCUGCAGAAUUGCUCCAUCUAGCUCCAGGCACCAAUCCACCAUUUCUUAUUUUCAAUGGGGAAUUAAAAACUGAUUUCAUCAAGAUUGAAGAGUUUCUUGAAGAGACAUUGGCUCCACCCAGUUACCCACAUCUCACACCACGUCAACCAGAAUCGUAUCAUGCUGGCAGUGAUGUCUUUGCCAAGUUUUCAGCAUACAUCAAGAACACAAGUAAAGUUGCCAAUGAAAAAUUUGAAACUGCUUUGCUGAAGGAGCUGAAAAGAUUGGACAACUACCUGAAAGAACCUCUUCCUGAUGAAAUUGAUGCCAACAGCACAGAGACUGUUCUUGUCUCCAAAAGAAAAUACCUGGAUGGAAAUGAGCUCACACUGGCCGACUGCAACCUGUUACCUAAGCUUCAUAUCAUCAAGGUGGCUGCCAAGAAAUACCGGAAUUUUGAGAUUCCUAAAGAAAUGUCUUCUCUCUGGCGUUAUCUGAAAAAUGCAUAUGAGCGAAGUGAAUUCAAGUGUACCUGUCCAUCCACUGAAGAGAUUGAAAGGGCCUACGCCGAUAUUGCCAAAGAAAUGCAAUGAUGAUAACUGACUCACAUUG